Messenger RNA from Trypanosoma grayi, 2820 nucleotides. RefSeq lists its product as hypothetical. Lineage: Eukaryota; Euglenozoa; Kinetoplastea; Trypanosomatida; Trypanosomatidae. The record is from RefSeq and is a predicted model, not a curated record. The transcript has a single exon. The coding region runs from base 1 to 2820 and encodes 939 amino acids.
AUGGAGAAGUCAACGGACAUCCCCACGGCAUCACAUGACGCUGGAAAAGUCGCCAUUCUGACCCCUCUCCGCUCAGAGGCCACGACACCAGCACCAACAGCAGCAGGUGGAGGAGGAGGAAAGGUGAGCGAUUCCGAGACAACAUCGCCCAUUCGCCGGCAGCCACGAGUGAGCAUCUUGCUACAGCCAGAGGAGGUGGCGACGGAGUCGCCGUCGAGUCGGCCCGUCUCUCACGGCAACUCCUCGCUGUUUCCCGGGAUUUCGGCAACAUCCACUUUGAUGUUCUCCGACCAGGCGCGCCCCAUCACAGGAGGUAUCCGCGUGGACGCCUCACGGGUGUCCGGCACCACAUCACCACCGGAGCAGCAUAAGCAGCAGAAAGACGCUCCGGUGGUGUCGAGUGGGAAGUCGCCCUCGAAGCCGGCGUCAGCGCCUCGAAGGACUCUGUCAGGGCGAACACGGCAGGUCUUACUAUCCCAGACAGCUGGUGACGAUGGGUCAACAGCAACAACAACAACGCCAACAUCAACGGCAGGGAACUCGCGGAGUCGUACUUUCUCCAUGCAAAGCGGCGAAGGUGGCUCCACGUCCACGCGGCGGAAGCUGGGUGGAAGCAAACAAGCAGGAACACCGUCACCACGAGGCAGGCGAUCGGACACUAGGCAGUUAAGAGGAGCAUCGCCCGCCGCGAGGGGCGGGAAGGCGGAGGCAACUGUCAAGAAAGGUUUAAGCCCCUCCUUACCAUCGCGGAGGCGAACACCGGAGGGCCGUAAGCGGAAGGGUCGAAAAGCACUACAAUCGACAAUUAGCGCUGAGGAGAAGGCGCGUUUGGCUAUAGACGCGCAGUAUGAAGCAGAAUGGAAGCAACUCAUACUAAAUAUAUCCAUCGAUUCCUUCGAGCCUCAGAGACGGGCAAUUCUGCAGCUUCAGGAGGAAUUGCGGAGGGUGCGUCAGACGUACGGCGCACGGGCCACACGCGCGGAGGAUGCCACAGCCAAACUGGUCAAAGGCACCCUUCACCUGCUUAAGUCAGUGGAAGUGAUAGGUUCUGCCGCGCUGGAGGAGAGCCGCAUACUCGACACGGAGGUCGCGUUCGUGGCGUCCACUGCCGCGGCCGAGGCUGUGAUUCUGCCGUGUGCGAGGGACCCCGCAUCAAACCUGUCGGAGGUGCACGUGCCGGCGCGGGAGAAGGACCCACGGGAACCGCUGGAGAUACGGAAUAUACGCGCAUUCUUCGACACGCUUUGCCGCCCGCCUGAGAGUGGGGUUUCGGAGUCAGCCAUGAAUGAGCGUAAUGUCGUGGAGAAGGCGGACGAGGUGUACGACAAAACAAUGAGUCUCACGGAUGCCUUCACGAACCUCAUCAAUCGCACUCACCGCAAGCUGCAACAGUCAAAUGAGAUGAUCAAGGCGCUCCAGCUGGCUCUCGAUGAGCGUGCCACACGGGUAAAGGUGGCCGAUGAUCUUCUGCGCGAGACAACAGCGAAGCACCGCGUUGAGGUGGACAGCGCAAUUCGGCUCUGUGGAAAGUUUGGCAUGGAGCUCCGUCAGCGGAUGGAUGCGGUGGAGAAAGAAGUACGCGAUAGUCUCGACGAGCUCAUACAGCGCAGCACAGAGGUGUGUGUGGAUAACAACGCCUUUAACGAUCACGCACAGCUGAUCCACAACAAGGAAAACACCAUGCAGUACUACAUGUCCAAGAUGGAGAAGGUGGCGGUUGAGCAAGGCAGCCUGCUCCGUGAUGUUCGUCUCAAAUUGCUUCAGCUGUGGAAAGAACGUUGUGGUGAUGGUGAUGAAGAGCGGGCGACACUGAAACACAGUGGGUUGCCAAAGUCAUAUCAUGCCGCACUGGAGGCAUGUGACCGCGACACAAUCCUCCGUCUUGUCCAUUUUGUCGCGCUCUCCAGUGAGGAUGCACGGGGUCUGCUUAUCAGCGGACUUGACGAGCAUAAAAACUUCCUCGAUGGCCACACGGCAGAGGCGCAGGCUGUAGCCCAGCGGAGCGCAAUGGAGGCGGCGGUGACGGCGUUGCUGCAGAAGCUGCAUGAGGAGGGGGAAAUCAAACUCAACCCGCGACGAUGCGAGACGGACCUCGCCGACAAGAUCAACGAUAUGGUGCUUCACUACAACCAGCAUAUGACAACACUGGAGAAAAAGCAGAGACGCGCAGCUAGAAAGGCAGUCAUGGAGGAGGCUGCCUUGCCACAUGUAUUCUUUGACAGCAGCACGCCUGUACCUGACGAAUACGCCUCUGCCAUCGCUUCGCGCACUCCAUUGAAAAUGAAGCGCCCAGCGCUCUGUGAGGGAAUUGCAAGUCGUCAAGCAACAUACACCAAGUCGCACUUGACGCCUGAGCACGGUAACGCUGCUCAGCCUGUCGAUAAAGCGCAGGCCAGCAGAAGCGGCACCAGCACGGGGGAGGCGCUGCCGCAUAUUGAGACGUGCCGCAUAUUGAGUCACCUGAGGAAGAGUCACCCGUCGGCGCUAGACCCGCCCGGUACCGCCACGGUCGUCGGUUUCGGGCGCUGGGGAGGCGAGAUGGCACAGCGCCGCGCAGAUGGUGGUGAGCGCUGCGGCAGCGGUCCUCCGGGGCGGUGUCACGUAUCCGCACGCGCCGCCGUGCGUGAGGGCGAGGACCAAACAUCGAACCCGCCACCCAGCGUACCGCCGCGAAUAUCUGUUAUGAAGCAUGUGCUGACAAACCACUGUCAUGAUCUGGAGACGCUUAUUGCCGAACCACAAAUGCAACUGAAGCGCUUCCCUGGUGAGGAUGAGCCGUUUCUUAGGUUGCAACGGGCGCUUUCUGAGGCUGCGUCGUAG